Messenger RNA from Dreissena polymorpha, 1815 nucleotides. Its product is annotated as dentin sialophosphoprotein-like. NCBI's taxonomy places the organism in Eukaryota, Metazoa, Mollusca, Bivalvia, Myida, Dreissenidae. The transcript has 5 exons. The record is from RefSeq and is a predicted model, not a curated record. Bases 1 to 1815 code for a protein of 604 amino acids.
AUGACGGACGGCCCCGCUGAUAGCAACAGCCUUAGCGCCACUGAUAACAACAGCCUUAGCGCUACUGAUAACAACAGCCUACACACCACUGAUAACAACAGCCUAGACACCACUGAUGACAACGGCAUAAGUACUACUGAUAACAACAGCCUAGACACCACUGAUAACAACAGCCUUAGCGCUACUGAUAACAACAGCCUAGACACCACUAAUAACAACAGCCUCGACACCACUGAUGACAACGGCAUAACCAGCCCUGGGGACAACAGCCUAGACACCGCUGGUGUCAAUAUCAUAGACACUGCUAAUGACAACAGCCUAGAAACUGCUCUAGAAAACAGCCUAGUAGACACUAGUAACAACCUAGACACCCUUAGUGACAACAGCACUGCUGAAGACAACCGCCUAGCCAACGCUUGCGACCACAGCCUAGAAAACCCUAAUGACAACAGCCAUGCCACCGCUGAUGACAACAGCCUAGGCACCUCCGAUAACAAAAGCAUAGGUACCAUUGAUAACAACAGCCUAUGCACCACUGAUAACAACAGCCUAAACACCGCUGGUAACAACAGCCUAAGAAACGCUCAUUACAACAGCCUAUGCUACACUGAUGACAACAGCCUAGAUAUAGCUUAUAACGAAAGCAUUGAAACCACUGGCACUGCUGAUGACAACAACAUAGACUCCAUUGAUAACAACAGCUUAGGCACUGCUGAUAACAACAGCCUAUGCAUUGCUGAUAACAACAGCCUUAGUACUGCUGGAAACAACAGACUAGUCAACGCUGAUGACAACAGCCUAGCAACCGCUUGUGACAACAGCCUAUACACCCCAGGUGACAACAGCCUAUACAUCAUUGGUGACAACAGCUUCGUUGAUAACAACAGACUUAGUAUCGCUGAUAACAACAGCCUUAGCACCGCCGGUGACAACAGCCUAGGCACCGCUGAUGCCAACAGCCUAGUCAACGCUGAUAACAACAUCCUAGACAUCGUUGGUGACAACAGUAUAGACACCAUUGAUAAGAACAGCCUAUGCACUGCUGAUAACAACAGCUUAUGUACAACUGAUAACAACAGGAUAGACACCGCUGAUGACAACAUCAUACACACCGCUGAUGACAACAUCAUACACACUGCUGAUGAUAACAGAAUAUGCAUCGCUGAUAACAACAGACUCAGUACCGCUGCUAACAAAAGCCGUAGCACCGCCGGUGACAACAGCAUAGAUACCGCUGAUGAAAACAGCCUAGUCGACGCGGAUAAAAACAGACUAGACAACGAUGGUGACAUCAGCGUAGGCACCGCUGAUGUCAACAGCCUAUGCAACACUGAUAAAAACAGCCUAGGCACCGCUGAUGACAACAGCAUAGGCACCGCUGUUGACAACAGUCUAGCCACCGCUGAUAACAACACUCUAGACAUCGCUGGUGACAACAGCUUAGGCACCGCUUAUGACAACAGCCUAUGCACCACUGAUAAAAACAGCCAAGGCACCGCUGAUGACAACAUCAUAGUCACUGCUGAUAACAGCAUCAUAGUCACCGCUGAUUACAGCAGCAAUAACAUAGCCGAUAACAACACCCUAGACACCACUGAUAACAGCAGCCUUACCAUCGCUGAUAACAAUAUCCUAGCAACCGCUGAUAACAUCACUCUAGACACCGCUGGUGUCAACAGCCUUAUCGUCGCAGAUAACAACAUCCUAGUCACCGCUGAUCACAGCAGCAUAGUCACCACUGAUAACAACAGCCUUACCAUCGCUGAUAACAACACCCUAAACACCGCUGCUAACAACAGGCCUAGUCACCGCUGA